This is a messenger RNA of Linum trigynum, 234 nucleotides long. NCBI's taxonomy places the organism in Eukaryota, Viridiplantae, Streptophyta, Magnoliopsida, Malpighiales, Linaceae. The record is from the annotation of a GenBank genome assembly.
AUGGGCGACGACUGGAAGAGAAACCGGACCACCAAGUCAGAUCUGGACAGCAAGGAGAUGAAGACGAGGAGACGCCGGCGACGGGCUAGAGAAGACCUGAUCGGAGCUGGCCGGAGGAGCCAAAGGAGGUUGACUAGAAAUAAGAAUUUUGAUCUGCGAGAGCAGUGGGGAUUGGGGUUCUGCGAGGGGACAUGGGAUAGGAAAUCGUUCUUGGCCAUAAUAAAAACCCCAUAA